Miscanthus lutarioriparius is the source of this 375-nucleotide messenger RNA. The record is from the annotation of a GenBank genome assembly. NCBI's taxonomy places the organism in Eukaryota, Viridiplantae, Streptophyta, Magnoliopsida, Poales, Poaceae.
AUGCCCGCUUGCGCGGCCGGCGGCGCGGAGGCGGUGCUCCUCGGGAAGGGCCGGUACAAGGUCUGGGCCUUGGCCGCCAUCGCGCUCCUCGCGCUCUGGUCCAUGUCCGCCGCCUCCGUCUCGCUCCGCUGGUCCUCCUCGGGCGACCUCGCCUCCGUCUACGGGGACCUGGACGUCCCGCUCGCCGAGGACCUCGAUUCCCUCGAGGCGUUUGAGGCUGCAUACAAGGAACUUGCUGGUGAUGAUGUGCAGGUCCGUGAUGCAGCUAUCUCUGAGAUUGCCCGAAUGUCAACCCACAAACUUGAACUCAAGCAGACAUUGAAUGAGAAUGAGGUCGCAUCAGGAGACUCAAGGAACCGGAUUGCUAUGAUGUGA